UUUCCUGUCAACUGCUUCACUUCGAUGUUUAUAGGCCUGAAGCAUUUUCUUUUAUGGUCCAUGCAAAUCUGAAAAGGUCAAAGGGUUGAACAAACCAGACCUGCCGAGAAUUUCCUUUGGCACAACUGAAAGAUAAAUUUUCUGUCUACAAAUUUUAAGUCUUCUUUGGCAGCAGCCAAUUAGCUUUUGCCAUAUGGCUAAAUAUCUCCCAUAGAAAGUAUUCUUGUUCAUGCUAAAAUAAUGGGAAAUAAAGGCGGAUAAUGUUUGAUUUAGACGAAAAAAAAAAAAGGUAAAGAUGGUGAAGCAGGGUAGGAGAAAGCUUUACAGGAGGAGAGGAGAAAAAUUUUCUCCUCUCUUCUUUCGUCUCUCUUCCUUUCUUCCCGUAUUGUUGCUGGGAAUUUUAACUCUCUUUUGGGAUUUUUGCUCACUAAAGAUCUUCGAAAUUAAGCGCAGACAUUGUUUAUGUCUUCCAUGAUUCUCAGCAUUAAUUUUCAUAUUUACCCUCAAACAAUCUAGACUCUGGAUAUCGUUUCACUUUUUUCAUAACAAAUAUUGAUGAAUUUUACCAGGUUUAUUUAUUCGCCCUUGUGAAAGGUCGAAUAAAAGUCGAGCCUGUUAAAAGCAGAAGCUACCAUUCGAGUUAACUGGGGUACUUAAUUAAUAACCUAAACCCAUGGCUCCAAGCAAGAUCAAAAGAGCACUUGGGCAUGUCAAGGACCAGACCAGCAUAAGCCUGGCCAAAGUUGGCGGCAGCACCUCACUGUCCGACCUAGAUGUUGCCAUUGUUAAGGCAACAAGACACGAAGAAUACCCACCCGAGGAGAGACACAUUCGAGAAAUACUCAGUUUAACCUCGUAUUCACGUGCCUACAUCAGUGCCUGCGUCGACACCCUCUCAAGACGCCUCAACAAGACCAAAAACUGGACAGUGGCGCUGAAAACUCUUAUGUUGAUACACCGCCUUCUGUCCGAAGGUGAUCCAGCGUACGAACAAGAGAUCUUCUUUUCAACAAGGCGUGGGACUCGCAUUCUCAACAUGUCAGAUUUUCGUGAUACUUCACGAUCCAAUUCCUGGGAUUUUUCUGCAUUUGUGCGUACUUAUGCACUGUACCUUGAUGAAAGACUGGAAUACAAGAUGCAAGAUAGGCGUGGGAAAUGGAGCACGUAUGGAUAUAAUGAAGAAGAGGAAGAUAACGAUAAGGCAAUUGUUAUCAGAUCCACAGCAGUCCGUGAGAUGAAGACUGACCAUAUAUUUUCAAGAUUGCAGCAUUUGCAGCAGCUCCUCGAGCGCUUCUUAGCCUGUCGACCAACAGGUUCAGCAAGGUGCAACAGGGUCGUCACUGUGGCUCUUUACCCAGUAGUGAAAGAAAGUUUCCAGAUAUAUUACGAUAUAACAGAAAUAUUGGGCAUUUUAAUUGACCGUUUUAUGGAGCUUGAUAUUUCUGACUCCAUAAAAAUCUAUGAUAUAUUCUGCCGUGAAGCAAAGCAGUUUGAUGAACUUGAUGAUUUCUAUUCCUGGUGCAGGAGUGUCGGCAUUGCACGAUCUUCUGAGUAUCCCGAAAUUGAGAAAAUUACACAGAAUAAACUCAACCUUAUCGAUGAAUUUAUCCGUGAAAAGUCUGCAUUGGAGCAAGGCGCGGGAAUCCAGGAUGAACCAAAGGAUGAAUCAGACCAGGAAUUUAAAGAACCAGAAGCAAGUGAAGAAGACAUGAAUGCCAUUAAGGCCUUACCAAGCUCAGAAGAUUUCUUUGAAGCCCCUGUUGAGGAAGAACCAGAGAAAGAAAAGGAAGAAGAUAAUUCCAAGUCUAUAGUUGUGCAACAAGAGGGUGAUUUAUUGAACCUAGGAGAGGACGCAAUGUCAAGUCAAGACCACGCAGACAAAUUGGCAUUGGCUUUGUUUGAUGGUGGUGCACCAGCCGGUCCUCCACCAGGUCUAGGAUGGGAAGCUUUCAAGGAUGAAGCUGAUUGGGAAUCAGCCUUGGUUCAAUCAGCAAGCAACCUCACCAAACAGAGAGCAACACUUGGAGGUGGGUUCGACAUAUUAUUACUUGAUGGCAUGUACCAAUAUGGCCAAACAAAGGCGGCCAUGGCUUCAUCAGGUUAUGCAGCAACCGGAAGUGCUAGUAGCGUUACAUUUGGAUCAGCCGGAAGACCAGCAGCGCUAGCCUUACCGGCACCCCCAUCAUCCGACGGUAAAAGCACAGGAACAAACGGUGGUGAUCCAUUCGCGGCGUCGCUUGUGGUGGCGCCACCGUCAUACGUGCAAAUGUCAGACAUGGAGAAGAAGCACAAGUUUUUGGUAGAGGAGCAGGCAAUGUGGAAGCAAUACGAAAGGGAUGGAAUGCAAGGGCAUGUUGGAAUGUUGAAAGUACAAACAUAUCCUUACACACAUCCGCAUGGCUACUGAAGCUUUCAU
This is a messenger RNA of Durio zibethinus, 2416 nucleotides long. RefSeq names its product putative clathrin assembly protein At1g03050. NCBI's taxonomy places the organism in Eukaryota, Viridiplantae, Streptophyta, Magnoliopsida, Malvales, Malvaceae. Gene Ontology annotation, biological process: clathrin-dependent endocytosis; clathrin coat assembly; vesicle budding from membrane. Gene Ontology annotation, cellular component: clathrin-coated vesicle; clathrin-coated pit. Gene Ontology annotation, molecular function: clathrin heavy chain binding; 1-phosphatidylinositol binding; SNARE binding. The record is from RefSeq and is a predicted model, not a curated record.